AUGCGUGCAACGCAUGGUGAAUGUGACGCGCUCUUUGUCGCUGUGGAGGGAGGUCUCAGCUAUGAGGUUUUUCUGCUAGGCCUAGCAGAUGGUCUGACGGGGCUGGAGCCGGACGUCCUUGGCCGGCACGUCGUUCCAGCAGAGGCACUGCUGCGAGCCCUGCCGAGACUGUGCGACUUCUUGGCACCCCGGUUUCUUAUCCGUGCCACGAGUGUCCAACAGCGGUUGCGAAGUCAAGGGCUCCCCGCUUGCCAGUGCUCAGCUCAUGUCUGGUCCGGCUUGCUGGAUCGCCUGAAGCUUGCCAAGCUUGCACCCCGAGAAGAGCUACAGGGCAAAGUCCGAGACUUGCAGAGGCGCUUCCUUCAACUGGCGAAGGCCCGAGAAGCGAUGCCCCAUCCCUCAGCGGAUGCAUCACUUAUAGCCGCAGAGAUUGGGAGUCUGCUUGAUGCGCUUGCUCUUCGAGCUCCAGCAAAGUCGAGGGGCCCCAAAGCUCCAUCAUCUCUGGCGAAGAGUGAUUGGGAAGUGGAGGAUUUGAGACGCAUUGCUGCGAACCCCGGCUUGGGACUCCAGGCCUUGUCUAAUGGGAUCAAGGUCAUUGCGGGUCUGCAGCAACUGCUCAGGGCUCGCUACCCUGGCCCCGGCUCGGACCUGUCAGGGCAAGCAGAGGAGGAGCUGCUGCUGUGCGCCUUUCGAAGCGAUGCGCCCGGCUGUGGCGCCGUGGAUUCGCCGAACGCGUUUCACACCCCAUCCAUGCCAUCCACUCCGACGGGUGCAGCGUCAACCGGGUCUUGUGUGCCCUGCUCGGCAAUUCAUCUGCAGGGGGCUCUGGCAAGCAGUCGUUUCCAAGAAUUGGGGGUGAACCAAGCUGCUUCCAGUGCGCAGAGCGGCUUGCUCCGGACAUCCGCAUCGCAUGGAAGACUUCCCACGCCGGUUCGAUCAGAGAGUGUGCCUGCAGAUGAGCUGGAGAUUACAGAGAGCGCAAGCUCGCGAAAGCCAGUCCCAGAGCUUCCGCAGAGCAAGCUGCAGCCGCCAAGCUCCUGGCAAAGCAUCUUAUGCGGAAGGGCAUCGAGGUGGUCAAACGGAGCAAGCAGCUGCAGCACAAGUCCAGGCAGCCUUGCAAGCUUGAGACGUCGAGGCAGUGAGCCGCCGGGGCGGAAGUCGGAGGGUUUCCUGGCAACCCCAAGAAACUCGACGGGUGCUGGUGCUGCGCAGGCUGUGCAGGCUGUGCGCAGAGGCUCGGGCCCGGGCUCCUACUUUGACCGGAUGCGGGCACGGGCCUUGGCUCGCGUGGCCUCGAAAUCGCCCGGGCGUGAUCCCAGCAUCGCGGAGGCGGUCAGACGAGCCCAGAGCCGAGCCAAGAGGGCCCAGCAGCAGCAGGCACAAAAAGAUGCCGCGGAUGCCAAGGCCCGCACAGGUCCGACGGGCGAGCUGCUUGCGCCUGCCACGGCCAGCUUGUUCAAGCGCAGAGAUGAGCGACUUCAGCGCUUCGCUCAGAGACAGGAGAAUGUGACUGCAAGCGAGAUGAGCGAGCUUGCGACAAUCGAGUCUCCUCAGCCACUGCCGUCUCCUGAACCGUGUCCUUAA
Molecule: messenger RNA, 1584 nt
Organism: Symbiodinium sp. CCMP2592
Lineage: Eukaryota; Dinophyceae; Suessiales; Symbiodiniaceae
Source: the annotation of a GenBank genome assembly